CGCGGCCGAUCAGGAAAUGAAAUCCUUUCUUCUUCGUUUUUAAACGUGACCAAAGUUCUCUAUUCAGGCUUUACAUUUUGUAAGAACCCGUGAUAAUGGCUCACCACAACAGUGCCAUUGGAAAUGAUUUCUCUGACAGCAGCGUUCACGCGGAUGUCAAGGAUUAUUAUGGAAAGAGGCUCCAGAAGACGUCGGACCUGAAGACAGGCGCCUGCGUGGCUCCAGCUCAGCCUCUCCCAACCUUCAUAAGGGAAGCCCUGAAGAAAGUUCACCCCGAAGUCUCUAACAAAUACUACGGGUGUGGUCUGGUGGUGCCGGAGUCCUUGGAGGGCUGCAGGAUUCUGGACCUGGGCUGUGGGAGUGGAAGGGACUGCUACAUGUUAAGUUUGCUAGUUGGGGAAAAAGGUCAUGUCACCGGCAUUGACAUGACUGAGGCCCAGCUUGAAGUGGCCAGAAAAUAUAUGGAUUACCACACGAAGGAGUUCGGCUACAAGGAGCCAAACGUGAGUUUUGUUCAGGGCUACAUUGAGGCCUUAUCUGCGGCGGGUCUGGGGAAAAACUCGUUUGACAUCAUCAUCUCCAACUGCGUAGUGAACCUCUCCCCAGACAAGAAGCAGGUUCUGGUUGAAGCAUACAAUGCACUCAAGGAUGGGGGUGAGCUAUACUUCAGUGACAUCUACUCCAGUGGAAGACUGACGGAGGAAAUUAAAAAUCACAAAGUGCUGUGGGGUGAAUGUCUGGGUGGAGCGCUGUGGUGGAAGGAUCUGCUGCAGCUGGCUGAGGAGGUGGGCUUCAGUCAGCCACGGCUGGUUACGGCCACCGUCGUCGCCGUUGACAAUGAAGAACUGCAGGACGUUCUAGGUGACUUCAAGUUUGUUUCUGCCACGUACCGCCUGUUCAAAGUCCCUAAAGGCAAAACCAAGACCUGCCAGGUCAUAUAUAAUGGAGGCAUCACUGGGGCAGAGGAUAACUUCCAGUUUGACUGUCACUACGCCUUUAAGACCAAUGAAGUGGUGCAGGUGGACGGAGAAGCAGCUUGCAUCCUGAGGCAUUCCAGAUUUGCAGAAGACUUCACUUUCCAGCCACCAGGGGGCUCCUGUGAGCCUUGUUGUGCCAAGCUUAGGGCUGACACGGUGGAUCCUUUUGACCUGGCCUCUCUGUUGGGCACUCGAGGGGGAUGCUGCAGCACCAAAUCUGCUGACUGCUGCAAAUGAUCAUAGGACGAGCACUGAGAAAUGCAGCAGCAUGCUAUGUGCUGUGUGAUUGUCCUUUUUCAGUAAGACUAAAAUCAGACACUUCAGAUGAAUAAGGUAGUCAAAUUUCAAACUGUCCCUGUUCCAAAUGUGCCUUUACACAGUUUUCUAAGAGAAGAGAGAUGGCUGUGAAAUGUCA
Messenger RNA from Xiphophorus hellerii (green swordtail), 1392 nucleotides. RefSeq names its product arsenite methyltransferase (gene as3mt). Gene Ontology annotation, biological process: arsonoacetate metabolic process; toxin metabolic process. NCBI's taxonomy places the organism in Eukaryota, Metazoa, Chordata, Actinopteri, Cyprinodontiformes, Poeciliidae. The coding region runs from base 96 to 1214 and encodes 372 amino acids. Gene Ontology annotation, molecular function: arsenite methyltransferase activity. Gene Ontology annotation, cellular component: cytosol. The record is from RefSeq and is a predicted model, not a curated record. The transcript is spliced from 11 exons.